UGAUUUUAAAUGUCACAUCUCAAUAUUUCGGCAUAUUUUAUUUGCGGCAACAAAUGUAUCAACGAUUAUUGUUCAAGAACAAACACUCAAGAAUGACCCGACACAAUAUCAGUUUCUUCUGAUCAAAUUCGUACCGACCAAAAAUGUGCAAAAAUCAAAUCAAACAAAUGAGGAAUAUGGAAAGUACUUUCAAGGUGAUAUUAAACUGACCACGAGACAGGAGGUUGCUUUAAGAUAUUCUUUUCGAAACGGAUUGAUUGAUUCAAAUUUCCGUUGGCCAAACAAAACUCUAAUUUAUGCAUUUGACCCGAAGAUGCAUGGGAAUGAAAGUGUCGUCAAAGACGCAAUGAGCGAAAUCGAGUCAGUAUCAUGCAUUGCAUUUAAGCAAAGAAACGAUGAAGAUGGCUAUGUUUAUUUCACAUCUAGUGAUUUCGGAUGUUAUACCUACUUGGGCUAUCAGGGCGAUCAACAAGUGUUGAAUUUGGGAGACGGUUGCAUGUACAAAGGAACUAUAAUGCAUGAAAUAUUACACGCUCUUGGAUUUUUACACAUGCAAAGCGCAUAUGAUCGAGACGAUUACAUUGAAAUUAUUUGGGAUAAUAUGAUGCCUGGAUUAGAAGCACAAUUUGAAAAGUCUGGCUCCAACAUUAUUUCACACUUUGCCGGUGGUUACGAUUAUAAAAGUAUAAUGCACUAUGGCGGAGCUGCAUUCUCAAAAAAUGGCAAACUAACUAUUAAAACUAAAGACCCGAAUCAACAAACAUUUAUUGGAAAUAGAAACGGAAUGAGUGACGAGGAUAUCCAUAAAUUGAAUAUAAUGUAUAAUUGCUAUUGAUUUUAUUGACUCG
Molecule: messenger RNA, 848 nt
Organism: Contarinia nasturtii (swede midge)
Lineage: Eukaryota; Metazoa; Arthropoda; Insecta; Diptera; Cecidomyiidae
Product: zinc metalloproteinase nas-13-like
Exons: 6
Coding region: 314-835 (173 amino acids)
Biological process (GO): proteolysis
Molecular function (GO): zinc ion binding; metalloendopeptidase activity
Source: RefSeq, a predicted model, not a curated record